This is a messenger RNA of Melitaea cinxia (Glanville fritillary), 5775 nucleotides long. RefSeq lists its product as uncharacterized. Lineage: Eukaryota; Metazoa; Arthropoda; Insecta; Lepidoptera; Nymphalidae. Gene Ontology annotation, molecular function: peptide binding; zinc ion binding; metalloaminopeptidase activity. Gene Ontology annotation, cellular component: cytoplasm. The record is from RefSeq and is a predicted model, not a curated record. The transcript has 31 exons. Gene Ontology annotation, biological process: proteolysis; peptide catabolic process. The coding region runs from base 1 to 5730 and encodes 1909 amino acids.
AUGGCCAACAAAAUGAAGGUCGCCUUUUUAUUUCUCCUCGUGGGUCUAAUACACGCUUUACCCAAUGAAGACAUGCUCGAUUUCGAAAUGUUGGAAUACAGCACCAACAUUGACGAUCCACAGUACAGACUCCUGGAUAAUGUGCAACCCAUCUACAUGUAUGUGGACCUAGAUGUAUACUUGCCAGAGUCUAGAUUCAAUGGCGUUGUACAAGUGACCGUACAGGUACGUGAAACACUCCAGCAAAUCGUAAUGCACCAAAAUGUAGUUUCUAUUACUGCAGUGAAUGUCGUGGAUGUAAACAACCAACCGGUCAACCUUCAGUUUCCGAAUUCAUUCGAAACUGAUAGUUAUUACCAACUGCUAAAAAUUAACUUCGCAUCCAAUAUUACAUCUGGUCAAUAUAAUAUUACAAUUAAUUAUGUUGGUCAAAUUAAUGAGAAUCCCUAUGACCGUGGUUUCUAUAAAGGAUAUUACUUUGUCGGAAAUGAAACUCGGGAAUAUGCAACGACACAGUUUCAAGCAUAUCAUGCCAGGAAGGCUUUCCCAUGCUUCGACGAGCCACAGUUUAAAUGUCCAUUUGUUAUUUCUAUAACUCGCGAUGCUAAUCUUUCGCCUUCAUAUUCUAAUAUGGCUAUUAAUUCCACCGAAACGGUAUCUCCAGGCCGUAUUCGUGAAACAUUCUUUCCAACUCCCGUAAUUUCUUCUUAUUUGGUUGCUUUCCACGUCAGCGAUUUUGUUGAAACUGAUACUUAUUCUACAUCCGCGGAACCUUUGCGAAUCAUCUCUCGCCCAGGUCCAACUAAUCAACAUGGUUAUGCUACUACAAUGAGUUUUAUGAUUACAUAUGCGCUUAGCAGCUAUUUUGGUAUUUACUACUAUGAUAUGGGUCAAAGAAGUUCCAUGAAAAACGAUCACAUCGCCUUACCUGAUUUUCCAUCUGGUGCAAUGGAAAAUUGGGGAAUGGUUAACUACAGAGAAGCUCUGAUUCUCUACGAUCCACAAAAUUCCAAUCAUUUCUACAGGCAACGUGUAGCCAAUAUAGUAUCCCACGAGGUUGCACAUAUGUGGUUUGGUAAUCUUGUAACCUGCGCUUGGUGGGACAAUUUAUGGUUGAACGAAGGAUUUGCCAGAUUUUACCAAUACUAUCUAACACAAUCGGUGGCUCCUGAACUUGGAUAUGAUAUUAGAUUCAUUGUAGAGCAGCUUCAAACUUCUAUGUUGUCUGACUCCGUUGAUACAGCUCACGCCCUCACUAAUCCGGCUGUCAAUAGUCCUUCUUCUGUUAGUGCCCACUUCUCCACUAUUACCUACGCAAGAGGUGCUUCAGUUUUGAGAAUGACUCAACAUUUACUUGGUGAACAAACUUUCGUGAAAGGACUUCGCAAGUAUCUUACCAAUAGACAAUUUGGAGUGGCGGAGCCUAAUCACUUGUUUGAAGCUUUGGAUGAAGCAGCAAUAGAAGACAGUGCGCUUUCUCAAUACGGCAACAUUACAAUAGAUUCAUACUUUAGGAGCUGGUCUGAAAAGGCCGGUCACCCUUUGUUGACCGUCAAUAUUAGUCAAGAAACAGGUGAAAUGACUGUAACUCAGGCACGCUGGGAACGCGAUACGGGAGUGUCAAGUUUUCCCAGCCUCUGGGAGAUUCCGAUCACAUGGACCCGAGCAGGAGCUUCUGACUUUAAUAAUUUAAAACCAUCACAAUUUUUAACGGAAGAAGUGACUACAAUUCAAAGAGGCACACAAGGACGCGAAUGGGUUAUUUUCAAUAAACAGCAAUCUGGUUAUUACAAAGUCAACUAUGAUGAUAAUAACUGGGUUCUCCUUACCAGAGCUUUGCGAAAUAAUACCGAAAGAGUAUCAAUACAUGAAUUGAAUCGAGCGCAGAUUGUUGAUGAUGUAUUCGUUUUUGCUAGAGCUGGUGUUAUGACUUAUGACAAGGCAUUUAACAUCUUAUCGUUCUUGGAAAUGGAAGAUGCUUAUGGCCCGUGGAUUGCUGCUAUUACAGGAUUUAACUUUGCAGCUAGUCGAUUGGCAUACGAUAAUUCUAAUCUACUAAGGUUACAGAGUCAAAUAAGGAAUGUUAGUACUGCUAUUACUCAGCGACUUGGUUAUGCUGAUUCUGCAAGCGAUACAUUUAUGGAUGGCUUACUUCGAAUGUACGUUAUGUCAUUCCUAUGUGAUAACGGACACACAGAAUGCAUGACAGCUGCUAAGCAAAACUUUGACAGUUGGAGAAAUGGAGGCUUUAUACCAGCAAAUAUGCGCCCGUGGGUCUAUUGCAGCGGUCUAAGACAAGGGACAGCUGAAGAUUUUGAUUACUUCUGGAAUCGCUUCCUCGCUGAAGACCUAGCCAGCGAAAUUGUUGUUAUGAUACAGGCCGCUGGAUGUACAUCAAAUCAGGCCAGCCUAGAAAACUUCAUGAACGCCAUUGUAGCACCAAAUAACAGCAUCAUCAGGGCACAAGAUCUUAGCACAGCUUGGAGUUCAGCAAUUUCUGGCAAUGAAGAAAAUGUAAUGAGAAUGUUUACCUGGUUGAGAUCAAACAUUAAUCAGGUCAUAAAUAAUCUUGGUAGUGCUGCUACGCCAAUAAGCAGUAUUGCAACUCGAUUAAGAACUGAUGCACAGAUUGCUGAGUUCCAAACAUGGUUGGAUCAAAAUCAAGCAUUACUGGGUGGAGCCUAUAAUACUGGCAUACAGGGGCUUGCAACGACUAGACAGAAUCGAGCGUGGGCUCAAAGUCGCGUGGAAGAAUUCGUUAGGUACUUUGACACUGGUUAUGUAGACGUACCAGAUAAAAAAACGUUUGAAAAUGUGGCGUUCGAUCACUUAGCAAAUACGAGAGAAAAAAUGAUUAUCAAUGGCGCAGCGACCGUCACUGCAGCAGGUCAUAAAUUGAAGGUCGCGUUUAUAGUCCUCUUGUUGGGUUUCGCUCACGCGGAACCAGAUGAAGACAUGUUAGAUUUCGAAAUGAUUGGAUAUAGCACCAAUGUUGAUGACCCACAAUAUAGGCUAUUGGACAACGUACAACCUACAUAUAUGUACCUUGAUCUUGAUGUCUAUUUGCCUGAAUCUAGAUUUAAUGGUUUAGUACAAGUUGACGUUGAGGUACGUGAAACACUCCAGCAAAUCGUAAUGCACCAAAAUGUAGUUUCUAUUACUACAGUGAGUGUCGUGGAUGCAAACAACCAACCAGUCAACCUUCAAUUUCCGAAUUCAUUCGAAACUGAUAGUUAUUACCAACUGCUAAAAAUUAACUUCGCAUCCAACAUUACAUCUGGUCAAUAUACAAUUACAAUUAAUUAUGUUGGUCAAAUCAAUGAAAAUCCCUAUGACCGUGGUUUUUAUAAAGGAUAUUACUUUGUUGGUAAUGAAAUUCGGGAGUAUGCAACAACACAAUUUCAAGCAUAUCAUGCAAGGAAGGCUUUCCCAUGCUUUGACGAGCCACAGUUCAAAUGUCCAUUUGUUAUUUCUAUUACUCGCGAUGCAAACCUUUCACCUUCAUUUUCUAAUAUGGCUAUUAAUUCCACCCAAGUGGUGUCUCCAGGCCGUAUUCGUGAAACAUUCUUACCAACUCCCAUUAUUUCUUCUUAUUUAGUUGCUUUCCAUGUCAGCGAUUUUGUUACAACUGAAAUUUCUUCAACACCUGAAAAGCCUUUUCGAAUCAUUUCUCGCCAAGGUCCAACUGAUCAACAUGAUUACGCUACUAGAAUGGGUGUAAGAAUUACAGAAGAAUUAGACAGAUAUUUCAAUAUUAACUACUAUGAUAUGGGUCAAGGAAUACCAAUGAAAAAUGAUCACAUAGCGUUGCCUGAUUUCCCAUCUGGUGCUAUGGAAAACUGGGGAAUGGUUAACUAUAGAGAAGCAUACUUGCUGUAUGAUGAAGAUCAUACAAAUGCUUUAGACCAAAUUUUUAUUACCACCAUUAUUGCACAUGAACUUGCACACAAAUGGUUUGGUAAUUUGGUAACUUGCUUCUGGUGGAGUAACCUUUGGCUCAACGAGUCCUUUGCCAGCUUUCUUGAAUAUUUUGCCGCAGACUGGGCCAAUCCAUCUCUAGAGUUGGAAGACCGUUUUAUUCUUAAUCGAGUGCAAAGUGCACUAAGUGCUGAUGCUAGUCCAAGUGUGCAACCUAUGAAUUGGACAGUAGUUGCAAGCAAUCCUUCCAUCGAUUCCCAUUUUGGUACAUCAAGUUACGCUAAAGGAGCAUCAGUUUUAAGAACAAUGCAACAUUUCGUUGGUUAUGAAACCUUCAGGACCGCUUUAAGAUAUUAUUUAAAUGCCAAUGCUUAUGGUAUAGGCUAUCCAGAAGAUAUGUACAAUGCAUUCAGGAGAGCGUGUGCAGAAGAUCCCAUCUACCAAACUACUUACCCUGGUGUUGAUGUUGGCGAUGUAUUCAACAGCUGGGUACAGAACCCAGGUGCCCCUGUUUUAAAUGUCCAUGUUAACAUGGCAACGGGUAGCAUAUCUGUAACUCAGGAACGCUUUCAACUUUCUGGUACUAUUCCUGAUACGAUUUGGCAUAUUCCUAUCACUUGGACUCACGGAGGCAGCCCUAAUUUUAACAAUCUAAGACCUAGUUUCGUACUUUCAAAUAAGACAGUGAAUAUUCAAAAACCGCCUGGCCACCACUGGGUUAUUUUUAAUAUUCAACAUUCUGGUUACUAUCGAGUUAACUACGACGAUCACAAUUGGGAAAUGAUUGCGUCUCAAUUACGUAGAAACAAAGAUGCGAUUCACAAAUUAAACCGUGCUCAGAUAACAUAUGAUGUCAUGUUUUUCUUGCGAGCCAAUAAAAUAAGCAUAGAACGUGCAUUUGACGUGCUAUCUUUCCUUAAGGAUGAAAGCGAUUACUAUGUAUGGAAUGGUGUUUUAUCACAGUUAGACUGGCUCCGACGAAGACUGGAACAUUUACCAAGAGCUCAUCAAGAAUUUGACGCCUAUCUUCUGGAGCAAUUAGAAGGCGCUGUUCAACAAUUAGGUUUUGAACAGAGAACGAAUGAUUCAUUUUCCGUUAUUCAGAGUAGAAUGCAAAUUAUGAAUUACGCUUGCCAACUCGGUCACGAAGAGUGUAUAAGUGAUAGUCUUGAGAAAUGGAGGCAAUUUAGAAACAAUGCUUCAUACCUAGUCCCAAAGAAUGCGCGCCGCUACGUUUACUGUACCGGUCUUCGCUAUGGAAAUGCUUCAGACUAUGAAUUCUUAUUCCAAAAAUAUACCACUUCAGAAAAUGCCGCUGAUAUGGUUGUAAUGUUACGUGCUCUGGCUUGUACUAGACAUAGAGAAUCUCUUAUACACUAUUUAACUGCUUCGAUGCGCAACAGCCUAAUAAGAAAUCACGACAAAUCGAAUGCAUUCGCUUAUGCUCUGCAGGGUAAUAGAGAGAAUCUUCCAAUUAUUCUCGAUUUCUUAUACCAAAACUAUGCAGAAAUAAGGCAAACAUAUGGCGGUCAAGCAAGACUUAACGUUUGUGUAAACGCUCUUGCCACUUAUUUGACUAAUUUCGAGCAGAUAGUCGAAUUCCAAGCAUGGUUACAUAGAGAACAGCUAUCCCUGGGUACUGCCUUCAAUUCUGGUCUUAGCGUUAUCAACUCUGCUAUAAGUAACAUCGAAUGGGCCAACAACGUGGCAACAGAAAUAUUUACAACUAUUAGAAGUAGAAACGCCUCAGCUACAAUUUCUGCAUCCAUAAGCUUAUUGUUGGUAGCACUAGUUGCUCAUAUGUUCCACUAAUUGCAAAAAUUAAUUAUUACACUUUAUACAUUUUUACUUAUGUCA